AUGUCUUACUAUCCGGGUCAGGGCCACGGGCACGACGGCGGCGGCGGUUACCCCGGCCAGGGGUACGGUGCGCAACAGUUUGGCCACGGCGCCCCAGAGGGCUAUGCGUUCCAGUAUUCCGACUGCUCGGGAAAGAGGAAGGCUCUUUUGAUCGGCAUCAACUACUUUGGCCAGGAUGGCGAACUUCGCGGAUGCAUCAACGACGUUAAGAACGUGUCGGCCUUUUUGACCGAGAAGGGAUACCGGCGCGAGGACAUGGUCAUCCUGACGGACGACCAGCAAGAUCCUAGGAGCCACCCCACCAAGGACAACAUCCUUAGGGGAUGCAUUGGCUCGUGGCCAACGCCCAGCCCAACGAUGCCCUGUUCCUUCACUACUCUGACAGAGGAUCUCGAUGGCGACGAGGAAGAUGGUUCGGACGAGGUCAUCUAUCCCGUCGACUUUAAGCAGGCCGGCCAUAUCGUGGAUGACGAGAUUCACCACAUCGUUGUCAAGCCCUUGCAGCCUGGUGUUCGCCUCACUGCCAUCUUCGACUCCUGCCACUCGGGCUCCGUCAUGGACUUGCCCUACAUCUACAGCACCAAGGGUGUACUCAAGGAACCUAACCUUGCCAAGGAGGCUGCUCAGGGCCUGUUCAGCGCAUUCUCCGCCUAUAGCCGCGGUGAUGUUCUCGGUGCCGCCCAGAGCAUCUUCGGCCUCGCCAAGUCCGCCGUCUCUGGGGAUGGUGCCUAUGAGAAGACCAAGGAGACUCGCACCUCGCCCGCCGAUGUUGUUAUGUGGUCCGGUAGCAAGGAUAGCCAGACUUCGGCCGACGCUACUAUCAACUCUCAGGCUACCGGUGCCAUGUCUUGGGCUUUCAUGUCAGCCAUGAAACAAAACCCUGAGCAGAGCUACGUCCAGCUCCUCAACAGUGUUCGAGAUCUGCUCGAGGAAAAAUACUCGCAGCUACCCCAACUCUCUGCUAGUCAUCCUAUUGACACCAAUCUGCGCUUCAUCAUGUAA
Messenger RNA from Parascedosporium putredinis, 1002 nucleotides. The record is from the annotation of a GenBank genome assembly. NCBI's taxonomy places the organism in Eukaryota, Fungi, Ascomycota, Sordariomycetes, Microascales, Microascaceae.